UCUCAAUCCACCAAUGGCGUGCUGUAAACGCGGGGGUUGUAAUCGUUUGGAUUUGGGUAGAAGGGCAGUUUAUUUCCUGAUAGCGUUUUGCUAUCUAUGUUAUUGAUCUACUGUUAGCUAGGUAGGUAAUAUGACAUUUUCUUAGCUAUCAGCGUUCAGGUAAGCAUUCUGCCGUAUAUUUUACUCUCUGAAAGUCGGAAAUCUUCACUAUCGUGUAUCGCACAACAGUUUAUAUGUUAUUCACGUAACGGUUUGGAUGUCGCUAAACUAGCUAGUUAGCUAGCCAACAUCUUAAUGUAUUUAUUGAAUAGGCUAGCUAAAGUAACUGAAUAGUUAUCUGAUCAAACUGGACAUCCCAACGGGCUGUAAGAAAACAUAGUUAGCUAUCAAGUGUCUAACGUUACCUACUGGGCUAACUGUUAAGUGUCAACAUGCAUGCAAGCAUCAUGCAUUCCAUUGUAUGAUUAAUUGAUAUCCAUAGCUAGCUAGACAAACAAGAGCCUGCCUCAACAUGACCAGUGCCAUGUUCCUUCUUUACUUUAUAUGUUUACCUAGGUUUUGUGAAACCAUAAAGUCAGCUGUAACGUUAGACAUGGGGGAGCCCAAGACGCCCAAAUUUGGGUCCAUAGAAGAAGAGCUGAGUUUCUGGAAGGAGCAGUCAGACAAACACCAGCAAAGGGCUGAGGAGGCACAGGAGGAGUUGCAGGAGUUCCAGCAAAUGAGUAGGGACUAUGAGGCUGAGCUGGAGACUGAGCUGAAGCAGUGUGAAGUACGGAACAGAGAACUACUGUCCAACAACAACCGGCUACGCAUGGAACUGGAGAACAUCCAGGAGAAGUACGAGGCGCAGCACUCUGAAGCGUUUAGGCAGAUCUCAUUGCUGGAGGGAGACCUGGAAGAGACCACAGCGGUCAAGGACCAACUCCAGAAGUACAUCAGAGAGCUGGAGCAGUCCAAUGAUGACCUGGAGAGGGCCAAGAGGGCGACCAUCAUGUCCCUGGAGGACUUUGAGCAGAGGAUGAACCACGUGAUCGAAAGGAACGCCUUCCUGGAGAGUGAGCUGGACGAAAAGGAAAACCUUCUGGAGUCUGUCCAGAGACUAAAGGAUGAGGCCAGAGAUUUACGACAGGAGCUAGCUGUACAGCAGGUCCAGGAGCGACGCCCCCCCAGUAGCUUCUCUAAAGAGAAAGACAGGACCGAAUCAUCGUCACGCUCCACCAUACCGACCACCCCCUCCAAACCACUUGGUACAUUCCCAGCAACCCCAGCCUCAAGCAUUCGUCGAGGGGAUAACCUAACAGGAACUCCACUGACUACGUCGGCUCGCAUAUCUGCACUCAACAUCGUCGGGGAGCUCCUAAGAAAAGUUGGGAACCUGGAGUCCAAGUUGGCGUCUUGUCGAGACUUCGUAUACGACACGUCUCCGAAAAGAUCGGCUCUUCCGUCGUGUCCCGGUACCCCCUCUGCUAUAGAGGGAGGCACAGAGAUCCAGGCCUGCAGCAUGAGCCCUCCACACUACGACAGUUUGGUGAAGCGGUUAGAGUUUGGACCUGCGCCUCCUCGGGGGGUCUCCUCCCACGGCUCCCAGUCACCAUCGGGGGGAGUCAAGAUCCUGCUAUGAAACGAGGGCUUCCCCUGCCCCCCUCCACCAGACUGUACUACCCAUCAGUAGGGCUUUAAACUGUGUCCCCCUCACUACCAGCUGAACAUCCUCCCCCCGAACCAGGAAGCCGCUCCCUCUAUCAACUUAUUUGCUGCAUGGACUCUGCUGAGAAGAACUGCCGUGUCAUGAUGCUACAGUUUUAUUUGAUUAAUGAAUAAUAUAAGUGAGGAUUCCUUGACCCUGCUGCAUGUCCUCCUGCUGAACCCAAGUCCUGCUACUAUACCACUAACACCCCCCCGGUCCUUCUUGUACCCACGUUCUCUGGAUUGAACUCUUGGUGUGCCAGCUGUAGCAGAAGAGUGAAGUUGGUCGAUAAUUGGCAGUGUUAGCAUUGCUGCCUUUUAUCAAUAUCACCACCACAUGGAAGUUUUGCCUAGUCAUGAUUCCUUUCUGUAUGUCCAACUCUCUGAUAUGUCCGUUCGUAGCUAAGCCACAUGUGCUUAGAGGCUAUACGUGUAAAGUGUCAGAGAUGGUAAGUUAGGCUAGCUUUACCUUUGAGAAUGUGUAUUAUUCCUUUCUUCGUGCCGUGUUGUCAUCGGCUGUAAAAGCUAAGGAUGGUCUGAAGUUAUGGGUACUACUACUUUACAGGUCAAUGUUUGAGUUAAAAGCAAUGGUUUAUUAAUGUACAAAUAUACAUUAUUUUAAAGGUCUUCUACCUGGUAACUUGAAAAAGUAUUCUGUGAGAAAUGCACAGACUAGCUACCCUUAUACCCCGUCAUGCAUUUGCAGAAUGUUUUACAAGGUAGGCAAGAUAUAGGAACAGAGAGAGUACAUUGAGUUAACUUCUGAGAAUCUCAAAUUUAGUCUGUCUUUGGCAAAGACAUUUCUUUCCGUUACCACAGUUGAUAAAGUUGCCGUUUAAGUUAGAUUUCUCUCCAUUUGUUUGAUGGUUUGUAUAUGUUCUUCAUCUUUUACGAGUUGGAGAGUUAGGGGGCACCACUGCACUACUGAAUGUAUAGAAUCUAUAUUACAGAUGUUUCUAAUAGGAAGUGGCCUAAAGCUUUGGUUCAGUUUGAGCAGGUCAGUCGAGCUGGAAUUCCUGUCAAAAGACUGAUCUUUUAUCAGAUCAGGGAGCUAUCGAAGAUGACAAAAUAGCAAUAAUAGAUUUGACAGAGUUCGAUUUUACAGAAUAGGGUUUUGAGAAAGCACAGUUCCUACUAUAUUUCCAAAACCAUUAUGGAUGAUGCCUUGGUUACUGUUAAUGCUGGACGUAUGAAUUCAUUACGUGCUGUUUAAAAUAAUGUUUUAGCCUUUGUCUUUCCAAUGAGGAGCAAUAGUCCGAUAUCAAGGACAUGUUACUACUCAACGACAGAUGGAACGUUUGUACUUAUUAGCAAUAUAUAUAUAUACUGUAUAUCACUGAUUUAUAUUUGUUCCAUCCAUAUGUGUUUAAUCCAAUUCCCGUCAUGUUCGUGAUAAAGGAGUUGAUAUGAGACCAGAAUAAUAUGUCUACAAAACAACUGUUACAGCAGCUGUUCUUGUGUAAGUACUCUGCUGUUGUGUGAACUAAGGACCAGGAAGUACCGUUUGUACUUUUACAACUGUACAUGUAACCGUUUGUGGGUGUGUUACUAACAUACUAACUUCUGUUUGCGUUUACAUUGAAAUGUAUGCACCUGAGGUGCUCUACCUUUUGACCUGUUGGUUUGCAAUCCUUUUUGUAUCAAAAUGAACACAUAAAAUGAACAUUCUAAACAUGCUUUUGGCAUUAUCAUUCAGGAUGUGGAGACAGACAUAUAGUAGAGAAAUAGGGUUACUUUUUCACUCUUUAUUAUGCAGGUGGUUCCACAAUUUAUAGAUUUAAAGAAGUGGCAUGUAAACGUCAAUUGAGUCAAAACAAGACAGAACAUUGUUAAGGUGACCAGUGGCGGGAAAAUCUCAAAAAUAUUUUUGUUGAAUAUGCAUCUGGACACACACAAAAUGGCCUUGACGGUAUGACACUAUUCCUGCUGAUGAUAUUCUACUUGGCAAGGUACACAACUGAAAAGUAUCGGUCUUAUUGAUACUAUCUGUGUAUUAGACUAUGUACGAGAAAGGGGUGACUGGUUUUGGUUUCUAAAAGUAGGAAGGUGUUCUCUUACCCAUACUUUACACUCAGAGAAAUAUUCAAAGUAUGAAAUAUAUAUGG
Oncorhynchus kisutch (coho salmon) is the source of this 3791-nucleotide messenger RNA. Its product is annotated as nuclear distribution protein nudE homolog 1. NCBI's taxonomy places the organism in Eukaryota, Metazoa, Chordata, Actinopteri, Salmoniformes, Salmonidae. Bases 512 to 1621 code for a protein of 369 amino acids. The record is from RefSeq and is a predicted model, not a curated record. Gene Ontology annotation, cellular component: kinetochore; centrosome; kinesin complex. Gene Ontology annotation, molecular function: microtubule binding. The transcript has 8 exons. Gene Ontology annotation, biological process: centrosome localization; establishment of mitotic spindle orientation; chromosome segregation.